Messenger RNA from Oncorhynchus kisutch (coho salmon), 6255 nucleotides. Its product is annotated as tyrosine-protein phosphatase non-receptor type 23-like. The record is from RefSeq and is a predicted model, not a curated record. Gene Ontology annotation, cellular component: endosome. NCBI's taxonomy places the organism in Eukaryota, Metazoa, Chordata, Actinopteri, Salmoniformes, Salmonidae. Gene Ontology annotation, molecular function: protein tyrosine phosphatase activity; protein binding. The transcript has 23 exons. The coding region runs from base 141 to 5675 and encodes 1844 amino acids. Gene Ontology annotation, biological process: protein dephosphorylation; early endosome to late endosome transport; endocytic recycling.
GUUGAAGUGUAAAUGGAGACAUGACACAGUUGUUUGGGAAUUAGAAGAAACAAUAUAGUAUAAAUCCACUGAAUUCAAAACUGCUGAAGUGAUAUUUAAAUAGUCACUUGAACUCAGGCUCGGUGCAGUCGCUGGCAGCGAUGGAGGCGGUCCCCCGUAUGCCAAUGAUCUGGCUGGAUCUGAAAGAGGCAGGGGAGUUUGAGUUCAGCCCGUCCGUGAGGCAGUUCAUCCUGAAGAACUAUGGGGAGAAUCCAGACAGCUAUAAUGAACAGCUGAAGAAGCUGGAGACACUGAGACAGGGUGCGGUGAAUGUGACGCGGGACUUUGAGGGCUGCAGCAUUUUGAGGAAGUACUUUGGGCAGCUGCACUACCUCCAGAGCCGUGUGCCUCUGGGGCCUGGGCAGGAAGCAGCAGUACCCAUCUCAUGGACAGAAAUAUUUUCUGGAAAAACAGUCACUCAUGAUGACAUCAGCUAUGAGCAAGCCUGCAUCCUCUACAACCUGGGUGCUCUCCACUCCAUGUUGGGAGCCAUGGAUAACAGGGUGUCUGAAGAGGGGAUGAAGGUGUCAUGUACACACUUCCAGUGCUCCGCGGGGGCCUUCUCCUACCUGAGGGACCACUUCAGCCACAACUUCAGCGUGGACAUGAGUCACCAGAUCCUUAACCUCAACAUCAACCUCAUGCUGGGUCAGGCUCAAGAGUGUCUCCUGGAGAAGUCCAUGCUGGACAACAGGAAGAGUUUCCUUGUAGCCCGCAUCAGUGCUCAGGUGGUGGACUACUAUAAGGAGGCAUGCAGGGCUCUGGAGAACUCUGACACGGCUUCCAUGCUGGGUAAAAUCCAGAAGGACUGGAAGAAACUGGUGCAAAUGAAGAUCUCCUACUUUGCUUCCAUCGCCCAUCUGCAUAUGGGGAAGCAGGCUGAGGAGCAACAGAAAUAUGGAGAGCGGCUGGCUUACCUGCAGAGCUCAUUAGACAAACUCAGUGAAGCCAUCAAGUUGGCCAAGGGUCAGCCGGACAGUGUGCAGGAGGCCUUGAAGUUCACCAUGGACGUGAUAGGGGGAAAGUUCAACUCUGCCAAGAAAGACAAUGACUUCAUUUACCAUGAGACUGUCCCCUCGUUGGAGACUCUUGCUUCCGUCAAAGGUGCCCCCUUGGUGAAGGCCUUGCCCGUGAACCCAACUGAUCCCAGUGUCACAGGACCAGACCUGUUUGCCAAGCUGGUGCCCAUGGCUGCCCACGAGGCCUCCUCUCUCUACAGUGAAGAGAAGGCCAAGUUGCUUCGGGACAUCAUGGCCAAGAUAGACAGCAGGAAUGAGACUCUAGAGCAGUUUAUGGACUCUCUGGGUCUGGAGCCAGACUCCGUAGAUAACCUGGACAUGUACAGUCACAUCCCCCCUGUACUUAUGGAGAAGUGUGCUGCGCUCAGUGUCAGACCAGACACCGUCAAGAGCCUCAUUCAGUCCAUGCAGGUCCUGUCUGGUGUGUUCACGGACGUGGAGGCGUCUUUGAGGGAGAUCCGGGACGUGCUGGAGGAGGACGAGGCCGGGGUGCGGGCGCUGCAAGAGGCGGCAGGAGGAGGCCCCGCGGCGGAGCUGCACCCCCAGGCACAUGCCCAGACCCUGGCUGAGAUCCGCAGGGACCUGGAGAAGUACAUGGAGGCCCAUGAGAAGGCCAGCUUCACCAACACAGAGCUGCACAGAGCCAUGAACCUGCACAUCAGUAACCUGAGGCUGCUGGGGGGACCACUGGAUGCCCUGAGAGAUGCCCUGCCGAGGCCACAACUCAACCAGGAGGAGGUGGCGGGGCUGCAGUGCAUGAAGAGGAUCCUGGGUAAGGUGCAGGAGAUGAGGGACCAGAGGAGCACCCUAGAGAAACAGCUGCGUGACCUCAUCCAGCAGGACGACAUCACUUCCUCCCUGGUCACUACCGAGCGCACUGACAUGAAGAGGUUGUUUGAGGAGCAGUUGAAGAAGUAUGAGCAGGUGAAGGUGUACAUCGACCAGAACCUGUCUGCCCAGGAGAACAUCCUCAAGGCUCUGACGGAAGCCAAUGUACAAUACUCCUCGGUCCGCAAGGGUCUCGCCGAGACGGAACACAAGUGGAACGGCACGGUGCAGACCCUGGUGGCGUCCUACGAGGCUUACGAGGACCUGAUGAAGAAGUCCCAGGAGGGGAAGGAGUUCUACGAGGACCUGGAGACCAAGUCCUCCCGCCUGCUGGAGAGAGCUAAAACUCUGUGUCAGGCCAGGGAGGAGGAGAGGAAGGCCGUGCUGGACAGGGAGACCCAGAAGAAUCCCCCUUCUCGGCCCACUGCAGCCAAACCGUCCCUGGGGUCCAAGGGGGGCUCUGACGUGGACUCUGCCUGUUCUAGUUUGGAGGAUGCCGAGCUAGCCCAGAUCAACGCUGCUAUACUGAGCCUGGGAGGAGACCUGCCUGACGAGCUCCAUAGUCUACCCCCCGACCACCCCUCCCUGCACUCUGCCAUUCGCCCGCUCUAUACCUCUCAGUUCCCACCAAACCAUCGCCCGCCCCAGUUCCCCGGCCCACUCCCCGCCCAGCGUUUCCCUCGCGGACCCUUCACUCAGCUACCCCCCCAGCAGACCCCUGUUUCUGGCUACACCCCUCCCCAGCCGCAAGCCCCCCAAACUGGGGGAGUCGGGCCUGCCCGUGCCCCUUUCCUUCCCUCCACUACUACAGUAGAUAGUAUCCAGACCCCCAUCCCCAGUUAUAACUCAGCCCCACGCCACCCUGUACCACCUACUGUCUCUGCAGGCUACGCUGUUCCCCCACAGAUGGGUGUGUACCCACAGUACAUGACCCAGCCUGGGGUGCCCAUGCAAGCACCCAGCCAGGUGCCACACCAACAUCCACAGCAUCAGUACCAACACCCUCCUGGGCAGCUGCCCCCUGGCUACCAGUCUGCCCCCAGGGCUAUGCCCGGGCCCCGACCCCCUCCCCAGGCACAGCAGGGUUACCCACAGUACAUCCCCCCCCAGCACCAGCCCCGGCCACCCAUGCCCCCCCAGUAUCAGCAGCCAUAUCCUGGUCAGCCCCAGCCACAACCCCAGCAUGGCUACCAGCCACAGUUACCACAGGGCUAUCAGCCUCAACACCCUCAGCAGGGCUACCUGCCCCAACAGCCCCCACACAUGAUCCCAAGGGGCCCUCACCCACAGAUGCCCACCACUUCGCAGCCCAUGCCCCCUGUCUCCCAACCAUACAUGCAACCUGCCAACCAACAGAUGCCCCUGCACCCUCAUCAGCAGAUGCUACCUCCCCAACAACAACACAUGCAUCCCAACGCCCAGCAAAUGCACCCGCAUCCACAAAUGCACCCUGGCCCUCAUCAGCAGAUACCCCCUAACAGCCAGCCAAUGCCCCCAGUUUCCCAGGCUUACCUGCCCCCCACCAGCCAGCCCAUGCCUCCUGGCCUGCACCAGCCCAUGCCCCCUGCUUCCCAGCCCCAACAUGUCCACCUCCCUCAGGCUUACCUGCCCAGGGGCCCCCUCCCACCUCAGGGGCCCCAGAUGCCCCACCCUGGUCAACCCCCCCAACAUGUCUACCAGCCCCAGUUACCACAGGGCUAUCAGCCUCCUAUAAUGCCUCAAUCAGCCCCCCAACAGUCCCAGGCUCCCCAGCCUGUAGCCCCCAUGACCCCCACCAUGUACCCUACUCCUCCAGGUGUGAACGGCUCUCCCGGAGCCCCACCACAGCCCACCUCUAUGGGCCAACCUCGGCCCCCUCCCCAGCACAUGAUUCCACCAACUGCUGGAGCUCCUCCAGUGGCCCUCCCACCUAACGUCAUCCUUCCCUCGCCCUCCCCUUCCCCUUCUCCCUCCCCGGGCCCCUCUUCCCUAGGCCUGGCUCCUCAGAGGCCCUCCCCGGCCCCUACCCCUGGCGGUCCACCCUCUCUCCCUUCCUCCUUAUCCCCCUCCACCUCCCUCUUCCCGCACCAGAACUCCAUCACAGACGACCUGCUCUCCUCCAGCCCAGAGAGCCAGCCCGGUGGCCCCAAAGCCCCCGCCAACGUCCUCCAACCCACCAAGGCUGACCCUCAGGACGGGGAGCGCCGCAAGAAGAGCUCCCAGGGUGUCCGACUGAUCCAGGGUGACCCGUACCAAGCCCCCGAACGCGUAGCCCGCCUCUGCGGCGAACUCGAACGCUUCCGGUCGGCCGUGGAGUCUCUUGAGCGCCCGUCGGUGGACGAAGGUGGCCUGUCGCCGCUGGAUGCCCGCUGGAAGGAGCUCCAGGAGGGGCAGGAGAGGGACGCCAGGCAGCUGUCCAUCGCCAUCGCCCGCUGCUACACCAUGAAGAACCGUCACCAGGACGUGAUGCCAUAUGACUGUAACCGCGUGCUGCUGCGCUCGGGCAAGGACGACUACAUCAACGGCAGCUUUGUGGAGGAGCUGUCGCCCUACUGCCCGCGCCUCAUCGCCACGCAGGCGCCGCUGUCGGGCACGGCCGCCGACUUCUGGCUCAUGGUGUGGGAGCAGAAGGUUUCACUGGUGGUCAUGCUGGUCUCAGAGCAGGAGUUAGAUAAGGGAAAGGUUUUGUGCUAUUUCCCGACAGAACGCGGCCAGCAGCUUGCUCAGGGACCAAUCACAGUCACCCUGACUACGCAGAAGACCACGCCCACCCACGUGGAGCGAAUGAUUGGCCUGCAAUACCGUGACCAGAGCCUCAAACGCACCGUCAUACACCUACAGUUCACCUCCUGGCCUGAGCUGGGUCUUCCUGAGAGCAAGAGCAAUCUAAUCUGCUUCAUCCAGGAGGUUCAUGGAUACUACCUGCACCAGAGGCCCUUACACACACCUAUUGUUGUGCACUGCAGCUCUGGCGUGGGGCGUACCGGCGCCCUCUGUUUGCUGUAUGCAGCGGUACAGGAGCUGGAGGCAGGGAACAGCAUCCCUGACCUACCUCUACUGGUCCAGAAGAUGAGGCAGCAGAGGAAGAACAUGCUGCAGGAGAAGCUGCACCUGAAGUUCUGUUACGAGGCGGUGCUGAAACACGCUGAGCAGGUCCUCCAGAGACACGGCUACCUCCCUACCGCCCCCUGCAGCAAGACACCCAGCACUGCUGCCACCAAGCCUUACUCUCGCCAGGAGUCCCAACAGGACAUCGUUCUGGGAGGUGACAUGACCAUCAGCUCCAUUCAGGCCACCAUCGCCAAACUCAGCAUCCGGCCCCCCAGUGCCACUGACCCAGCCAUGGACCCUGUCCCUGACAUUGGUGCCCCCUCUGGCCUAGAGGACCAACCCUUCACCCCCCCCACCGGCCUGCCCUUGGAUAGAGAGCUAGAGCCAGCCGCCACCCUCGCCCGGGACCCCUUUCCCAGCGGAACCCAACCCUCCUCCCUCAGUCCCACACUCUCCUCCCCAGAGGAGGUUCAGUCCCCACCACCCAAUGGUGUGGAUACUUCCUCGCCCAAUAACCAGGUGACCCCUGAUCCAGCCCCUCCCUCUGGCCCGGCCCUGAACUCUCUGGAGCUGCUGGCCUCUCUGACGGCCGAGGCCUUCUCCAUGGAGGGUGGUGGGUGCAAGGGGAAGCACCGUGUCACUAAGCAGAGCUUCCUGCAGCCUGCCGAGGGCCAGGGCCUCCAUCAGGGGCCCCGCGAGGAGGAGGGAGACGACCCCCUGAGCAACCUCGACCCCCUCUGGAGCCUCAACAAGAACUGAAACACAGCCUCGCUCUCACUUCAUAGCUGUGUCAAACUGACCUGUAGCCUUUAGUACUAGUUCUUCUUGAUUCUCUGCUAAUGAACCAAAAUGACUAGAAUGGUGGAAACUCCAAGAUUCACAACUAGAAGUUAUUAGUGGUAGGGGCUGGUUUGAACCUGGUUUUGAACGCUUUAGGGACACUUCAGGGGUCCUACAUUCCGUCACUAGUGGCCUGGCUGUGCUUCUGGGACCGAAUCACUGCACUUGUCUUUUCUUUCCCUGUCUUUCUACCUGUACCAGAUGGGUCUGUUCUUCACUCGCUGCUUCAGAGCUGGCCACUCAGCAUCCCAGCAUGCACUCCUAGCAGCAGUGUCUAUGGUUCCCUCUUACAGCUGGUCGCUCUGGGCAAGGGGUUGGCGUGGACUCAGAUGAUAGUGACUGAUAGGAUUGCCAAAGGGUGGGUGAGGAGCUUGCAGACGCAGGCUCUCGUUAUGUUAAUCGCAUACAUAGAGCAGAAUCAGCACGUCUUAACAAUAUAUUUUUUCUUGUCUUUCAUUAACACUGUAAAUAUAUCUUGAAUAAAUUUAGGUUGGCACGG